CAUUCACGCCGGCCUACCUUCCCUCUCCUCCGCUGCUACCCGCCCGCACUGCCUUGCUUGCUACGGCCCUUGUCCCUCUCCCUCCGAUCUCCCCAAUGGUGGAUCCCGGCGGCGCCACGAACCCCUUCGCUUCCCCGUGCCCUGCCGCCGCCUCCUCGUCAUGGGACGACCUCCCCGACGACUUCUUCCUCUCCGCCUCCAUCUCCCCCCCUCCCGCUGCCCCCGCCCCCAUCCCCUCCACCUCGCCCCGUUCCGCUGCCACCCCCGCGCCCCACCGAUCCGCUUCCCUCCCUCCCGCCUCCACCCCAGCCUCCGCCUCGGCUUCCGAUUCCUUCUCCGAGUCCCCGCGCCGCCGCCCGCCACCGCCGUCGCACCACCCGCAGCCGCAGCCGCAGCCGCAGCCGACGCAUCUCCUCCACCCCAGCUACUCCCUCCCCGCCUACCCCGCCGCGCCCCCCCGCUCCGCCGCCGCCGCCGUCUGGCCCCCGCCCCCGGGGCCGCACCACGCGGGCUCCCUCCCGGAGUUCGCCGCCGCCCCGGCCUCCCGCGCGCACCGCCCGCCCGCGCGCUCCGCGGUCCGCGCCGACCGCCCGCCCCCGCUCGAGCUGCGCCCGCGCCCGCCCAGGGAGUCGCAGGCCCGCGCGGCGCUCCGCGCGCUUGCCUGCUGCCGCGACCAUGCGCCCUGCGGCGGCGCCCGCCUGUGGGCCGCGGGCGAGGCCGGGGUCAGGGCGUGGUUCCUCGCGGACGCCUUCCGCGUGCCGCCGGCCCGGCAGCGUUGGGGCGACGAGGCGGCCGCGCCAUUCCGGGAGUCGCGAAGGACGCCGCCGGCGCUCUGCCUCGAGGCGGACCCCGGUCGCGGCGUGGUGUGGAGCGGCCACGAGGACGGGCGGAUCAUGGGGUGGACCGCGGAUCCUGGGCCGGACGCGGGGGAGUGCCUCGCGUGGGUGGCGCACCGUGGGCCGGUCUUCGCGUUGACCGUCUCUCGUUACGGUGAUUUGUGGUCUGGAUCUGAAGGGGGAGUAAUCAAAGUAUGGUAUGGAGAAGCGAUUGAGAAGUCACUCGUUUCACAGAGAGAAGAAAAGCGUAAGACCUCCUUUUUAGUUGAAAGAUCAUCCAUUGACCUUAGGGACAUGGUCAGUGAUGGAGGGGCCUGUCCCUUGCCUGCCGUAGAUGUAAAACUUCUAUUGUCUGACAAUUCUAGAUCAAAAGUAUGGAGUGCUGGUUACCUCUCGUUUGCACUCUGGGAUUCUCGCACUAAGGAGCUUCUAAAAGUGUUCAAUAUUGACGGCCAAGUUGAUACCCGUUUUGACAGCUUAUCUUCUCAGGAUCCAUAUAGCUAUGAAACAAAGCAAACCUUAUUCUCCUCUCCAAGGAAAGAGAAAGCUCGUAGUCCUGUUGGUUUCUUGCAGAGAUCACGAAAUGCUUUGUUGGGAGCAGCUGAUGCAGUCCGGAGAGUUGCUGUUAAAGCAGGUUUUGGAGAUGACACUCGAAGAAUAGAAGCAUUUACAAUGUCGGCAGAUGGGAUGAUCUGGACAGGAUCUGCGAAUGGCUCUCUUGCCCAAUGGGAUGGCAGUGGUAAUCGUUUGCGAGAGUUCCUGCAUCACUCAUCAUCUGUUCAAUGUAUUUGCAACUUUGGAACAAGAUUAUGGGUGGGUUACAUGGAUGGUAACAUCCAGCUGUUGGACCUUGAAGGCAACUUGUUAGGCGGAUGGAUUGCACAUAAUAGUCCAAUUCUGAGUAUGGCUGUUGGAGGUUCAUAUAUCUUUUCAUUGGCUGGUCAUGGGGGAAUCCGCGGAUGGAACUUGUCAUCCCCCGGGCCUCUUGACAGCAUUUUGCGUUCAGAUUUGAUUGAAAAAGAUGUGUCAUACAAAAAUUUUGAGUAUAUGAAAGUAUUAGUAGGUUCUUGGAAUGUUGGACAAGAAAAGGCAUCCUAUGAAUCUUUAAGAGCUUGGCUCAAACUCCCAACACCAGAGGUUGGGGUGGUCGUAGUUGGAUUGCAGGAGGUGGACAUGGGUGCUGGUUUUCUUGCAAUGUCUGCUGCCAAAGAAACGGUAGGGCUAGAGGGGAGUCCAAAUGGAGAGUGGUGGUUGGAUGUAAUUGGCCAGAUUUUGAAGGGCCACUCCUUUGUGCGUGUUGGUUCGAGGCAGAUGGCUGGAUUAAUCAUUGCUGUAUGGGUCAGAAUAAAUCUUAAGCAGCUUAUUGGAGAUAUUGACAAUGCGGCAGUGGCAUGUGGAUUAGGGCGAGCAAUCGGCAACAAGGGAGCAGUAGGAUUGAGAAUGAGAAUACAUGAUAGAAGCAUUUGCUUUGUAAAUUGUCAUUUUGCUGCACAUAUGGAGGCUGUGAGCAGACGGAACGAAGACUUCGACCAUGUAUUCAGAUCAAUAACAUUUUCUUCACCUUCCAAUGUCUUGUUGACAACAUCAGUUUCUGGUUCUGCUGCUCAGCCUCUUCGAGGAGAAAAUGGAUCGAGACUUCCCAAGUUGUCAGAUACAGACAUGAUUGUGUUUCUUGGUGACUUCAAUUACCGGCUUUCUGAUAUUUCUUAUGAUGAGGCAAUGGGCUUGGUUUCCCGGAGAUGCUUUGACUGGCUGAGAGAGAAUGAUCAGCUACGGGCAGAAAUGAGAUAUGGGAGAGUCUUCCAGGGGUUACGUGAAGGAGAAUUCAAGUUCCCCCCUACUUACAAAUUUGACAAACACAUAGCAGGCUUAUCAGGGUAUGAUAGUAGUGAGAAAAAGCGCAUUCCAGCCUGGUGCGAUAGAAUUCUAUAUCGAGACAGCCGGGCUAGUUCGGAUAUUGAGUGUUCUUUGGAAUGUCCUGUGGUUGGUUCCAUAUCAAUGUACGACUCAUGCAUGGAAGCAACAGACAGUGAUCACAAACCUGUAAAAUGUGUGUUUAAUUUAGAUGUUGCUCAUGUUGACAAGCAAACAAUGAGGCAGAAAUAUGGGGAAAUAAUGACUUCAAAUAAGAAAGUGCUAUACUUGCUUCAAGGCUUGGAGGCUUUCCCUGAAGUAAAUAUUAGCACUAACGAUAUCAUUCUGCAAGAUCAAAACCCUGCUGUUGUGAAACUACAAAACAGAAGUACAGAAGAGUUGGCUUGUUUUGAGAUCAUUGGUCAGACACCAAACUCGUCUGGCGCACCUUUUUCAGGUUUCCCUUCUUGGCUGAAGGUUUCUCCAGCAGUUGGUAUAAUUUCUCCAGGACAAUCGGUGGAAGUAACAUUGCAACAUGGGCAACUACGAAGUCAGGACUAUCUUUCUAGUACUUCAGGGAAUAGUCCUGGAGCUGGCCAAGAAAAGGAUGCGACGCUGCUGGUGAUGGUGACUGGAGUGUACUCGACAGCCAUGAGAGAUCACAAGAUACAUGUAAAGCACGGGAGCCGCAGGGACGCGUUUCCGUCAAGUGGUUAUAACUUUGCGGAUCGAUUCUUUGGUUGAGCAUGGUUGUGAAGCUAGUUUAAUUUUUGGAUCAGAGUCUCCAGAACUACCAGGCGUGUGAUGACGCAUAGCCGAUUUUUUUUUCAUCCAAGUGUGCAUAGAAAUUGAGUGUUGUAGCAAAAACAAAUCUUAUUGUGAGUGGCAACAAAAGCUGGUUUCCUGAGGUAAAAAUUAUUGUAUUUUUGGAAAAGAAAAAUUAUGAACAA
Molecule: messenger RNA, 3640 nt
Organism: Panicum hallii
Lineage: Eukaryota; Viridiplantae; Streptophyta; Magnoliopsida; Poales; Poaceae
Product: type II inositol polyphosphate 5-phosphatase 15-like
Exons: 11
Coding region: 96-3434 (1112 amino acids)
Biological process (GO): phosphatidylinositol dephosphorylation
Molecular function (GO): phosphatase activity; protein binding
Source: RefSeq, a predicted model, not a curated record